AUGGGGAAUGUUACGAACUUUACUCGCUGUUUGGCAAACAUCGAAGACCUUUAUGCAGAUUCGUGGACGCCAACCAUUGUCGCUCUCAUCGUCAUCAUCGGGUCAGCUGUGUCCAUCAUCACAUUGUCCUUGUCUCUCUUCAUAUUCUUUUACUUCAAGAGCCUGAGAUGUAGUCGUUUAAAGGUGCACAUAAAUUUAUCGAUAGCUCUGCUGAUAAAUUUGUUACUUCUCAUCGUCACGUCAUCACCCAUUCUAACAGAUGUGUCAUAUAAACAUACAGAAUGGUUGUGCAAAGGAGUACUGAGUCUGCAGAUGUAUUCAGCUUUAGCCAGCAUCAACUGGAUGUUUGUAGAAGGACUCUUACUGCACAGCAGAGUGACGGUACACAUAUUUAAGAAAGAUGCUCCCUUCAAACUCUACUACUGCAUAGGAUGGGGUAUACCAGCUAUGUGCAUUAUUACAUGGUGUGCAUUCAUGCUACAUUAUCACAAUACCCACUGCUGGUCCGGAUAUGGUAGCCAGUCAUACAUUUGGUUGAUCACGGGGCCAAUGAUAGCCGCCCUCUUGAUAAAUAGUGUUUUUCUGGUGGAUAUAAUUCGUAUUCUAGUUACGAAGCGUUUGGCCAAUCGUAGCGUAGAAACCACGCACGUCAAGAAAGCAGUCAAGGCAACUGCGCUCCUGUUUCCUCUUCUAGGCAUCCCCCAUCUUCUCUUCUGCAUCAAUCCAAAAGAUAGCGGAACUUUAGAGGAUGCUUACAUGGUGGUGAAUGCUUUUGUGAAAUCGUCGCAAGGUCUCUUUGUAUCGGUGUUGUACUGUUUUAUGAAUGCAGAUGUUCAAAUGGCAUUGAGAAAAGCCUACAUGCGGUCCAUGACACGACGCAAUCCUAAUUAUCGGUACAACUGCCGCAGAGGGUUGUCUCAAACGUCAGGAACGUACUUGUCAUCGCAGUCGGAAGGAUCCUGUUCAACAGAAUCCAGUCGCAAAAAGAAGCCUGCAUCCAGAGCUAUUAUUAAGCUCCAGGAAGUUCCUGGUAAAGAAGUGUCUGUAAUGAGACCAGAUAACAGAAUUGAAAGCCGAAUUUGA
Uloborus diversus is the source of this 1083-nucleotide messenger RNA. RefSeq names its product corticotropin-releasing factor receptor 1-like. Gene Ontology annotation, cellular component: plasma membrane. Gene Ontology annotation, molecular function: peptide hormone binding; G protein-coupled peptide receptor activity. NCBI's taxonomy places the organism in Eukaryota, Metazoa, Arthropoda, Arachnida, Araneae, Uloboridae. Bases 1 to 1083 code for a protein of 360 amino acids. The record is from RefSeq and is a predicted model, not a curated record. Gene Ontology annotation, biological process: adenylate cyclase-modulating G protein-coupled receptor signaling pathway; cell surface receptor signaling pathway. The transcript has 9 exons.